Molecule: messenger RNA, 1393 nt
Organism: Pisolithus orientalis
Lineage: Eukaryota; Fungi; Basidiomycota; Agaricomycetes; Boletales; Pisolithaceae
Product: WD40-repeat-containing domain protein
Exons: 11
Coding region: 37-1275 (412 amino acids)
Biological process (GO): protein secretion
Cellular component (GO): endoplasmic reticulum membrane
Molecular function (GO): GTPase activator activity; protein binding; guanyl-nucleotide exchange factor activity
Source: RefSeq, a predicted model, not a curated record
UUAUUGCUCUCUCGUUCCGUUCUCUUCUGACUGACUAUGCGUGCUCAGCACACCACUCACGCUCUUCCGGCAUUUCCAGUUUAUUCAUGCGCAUUCAUCUCGGACGAUUUACUGGUGGCUGGCGGUGGAGGAGGAGCUUCGAGGAGCGGGGUCAAGAAUAAACUCAGACUCUUCCGCUUAUCUGUCAAGCAACAACUAGAAUGCUUAGCUGAAUUUGAACUCGACAAGGACGAAGACGCUCCCAUGAGCAUGGCCGCUCAUAUCGAGAGCCGGACCAUAGUGUGUGGUAUCAACAGCGCCACAGCCAAGCUGGAAAAGGGGGAAAACGAAAAUUGCAGGAAGUUUUCGAUAGGCGGUGAUGACGAGUUCAAAUUCACCCUGCUUGGAACCCGUGGGACCAUAUCACCUGGAAAUACUGAAGACUACCAGCGUUUAAGUGUACUAUCCAAUGAUGCCCAGUUCGUGGCAGUAGGCAGCGAGCACGAGCUUACACUCCUCUCUUAUGAGAGUCUCUCUCCUGUUGCCCGACCAGUCCACGUGUCCAGAGGCGAGAUAUACGAUGCAACGCUGUCUGCUACUCAUCUUAUUUUAGCAACUAGCGUCAAUCUCCUGGUCUACGCGCUUCCCGCCGCCCUGCGAUUCGGGGGGAAGGACAACCAGGAGAACGCGAUUAUAGAUAAUCCGCACACUCCUAUUGAUACUCCGCCAGAAUUGAAACUGGUAAAGACCCUGGACAUUCCCCCGAUCUCUACCAUCCCAACAGGGGCUACCGUGACAUUCCGUGCUGCAAGGCUGCACCCAUCUGAGGUGGAUCUGGUUUAUUCGGUCAUCAAUGUUUCCCUUCCUCGGGCACCGAAAGCGAAGACAGCAAAGAAACAAGCGUACAUCUUGAAAUGGAGAGUUUCGGCUGCAGAUGACGGGGCAUUCUCCGCUACACUAGAAGGAUCGCGCAAGAUCAGUGAGGGUAGUUUGACGUGCUUCGAUGUUAGCCCCGACGGAAAACUGUUGGCGUUUGGCGUGUCCGAUUACAGCCUUGGCAUACUUGAUGCCAAUAAUCUUGCACCGCUCCUAUCAAUUUUGAAAGCUCAUGAAUUUCCGAUAACUGCACUUCGUUUUAAUCCGUCGUCGAGGCUUUUGGUCUCUGGAGGAGUCGACAGUUCAAUACGAAUUGUUACCAUCCCCGAGAAGUUCGGUGGUUCAUCGUGGAGCGUAACAAUCUUGAUAAUGCUCGCCAUCCUAAGCGUCAUACUUGCGGUGAUAAUGUUGAAAGCGUAAACUGGAAUGAGGUACUAUUGCCAUGGACAAACAUCACUAUAGCUUGUCUCCCUCGUUGUUUUAUCUCUACAUAUUAGGUUGUAUUUAAUGUAUAUCAUUCUGACACAAUGUAAGAAUG